CAGGUGUACGCGGUACAUUGUAACUGACAUACCUUAACAAGUGUGUGGAUAUUUUAAUUCUAUAUCACAAAAAAACGAUGGAGUUAUUUUGUCGGAAUGCAUAUAAUUUCGGAUACUAAAAAGGAAACUAUUUUGAAGUGCUAAACACAUAUUAACAAUCAUUAUGUAUGCCGAUGAACCAACCCCUCCCGAUGUUCGUCCGAGACCUUUUACUGCCUCAAUCUACCCUGAUUACCCAUGGCAGGACUUGUCUCAACUUAUAACGAGACAGAGAACAACAUAUGGCCAUAUGAAUGACUGGAUGAGAAUGGCGAUGGACCAGAGCUCCGGGGGCGGGGGCGGAGUCCCUACAACAGUGUCGGACAACAACUGGCAACAGUUCAAAUCGCCCGCACAGAAAAGAGAAGAGUCUGAAAUAAAUUACAGAAAAACAUACGCAGAUCUGACGUCAAAGAUUGCCUACAGAUACCCUAACCCUGGGGCACCCAGACUGCGACAGGGCCGGAUUGGCGGUACAUGGCGACACAUUAAAGAGGUGCUCGGGCACGGUGGAGGCAGAGUGUGCUAUGUUGACGGUCUUAUACGAGUAUAUGACGACGCUAGUUUUAACACAAGAUUACAUACAGCUUCAUCUCAAAGGAAUCAUCUACGUAAUGCUCAGCAUUCCUGGGAUACCCCACCCAAUGUACAACUCCCACCAUUAAGUAGCAGCACAGGACAAGUGCAAUUUGAAGAUCCAGACAUAUCUAGGAAAUUACGACUGACAUCUGCUCAAAAGUACAAAGGAUUUUACAGACAGAACUGAGGGUUACCUCCCUUCCUCUUCAUAAUCAAACACUCCUUUACACUGAAGGUGCAAAAAUGUGAUCAUCUUCCACGUCUAAGUGAUGGACCAAUACAGCCUUAUAGGUUGAUACGAACAGUAUUAUUUACACAUCUACUUAUCUUAUGUUGUCAAUAAUUAAAAAAUGUCCUGGCA
This is a messenger RNA of Mizuhopecten yessoensis (Yesso scallop), 979 nucleotides long. RefSeq lists its product as uncharacterized. Lineage: Eukaryota; Metazoa; Mollusca; Bivalvia; Pectinida; Pectinidae. The coding region runs from base 164 to 805 and encodes 213 amino acids. The transcript is spliced from 6 exons. The record is from RefSeq and is a predicted model, not a curated record.